CUAACAAUACUAACGAUUAAUGGCACCAGAGAACCAACAAUAUCAGCAUUUCAAAACGUACAAAAUUCGAUGGAUGUUUCUCGUGGUAAUUCUUUGUGUUUGUUUGCCAACCUUUUUGAUAUCUAUUCGUUCACAUCCGUAAAUGAUGUAUUCGCUGAUUUUUUCAAGUGGAACCAUACAAGAUUGACACUUUGACAUUUGGAACGUUUUUAACUGGAGGAAUAUGUCUGUUGAUAAUGUCGUUAGGUAAUGAAUGUAUCGAUGUCCGUUGUCAGUGCAUUACAAUGAGCACAACAUCUGCUAUCGGAAUUGGAUUAGUGGGUUUGGCAUUCGUCGAUAAAAGUUUCUACUUUCUUGCUUUACUAGGACAAAUUAUUUGUGGUAUUGCAUCGGCUUUGAACUUUAUUCUUCCUCCUAUGCUCGCCGCGAAUUGGUUUUCUGCCGAUGAAACCGCAACAGUGAUUGGAAUAUCCUGGGGUGCGAUGGCAUUUGGAGAAGCAAUAGCAGCCAUUUUGUAUCCGUUAACUUUGCAAAAAUCGAAUAUUACUCACAUAAACACAACCUUCACCCAAGUUCAUCUUAUUCCACUUACCACAUAUUGCUCACUAUCGGUACUGCUACUUGGUUCCUCUUUAUUGUUCUGUAUUUAUUUGAGAGAGAGACCACCAUCUCCACCAAGCGCAGAACAGGACAAUAUUCUUAGAGUCAACGAAAAAGAAACCACUGGAAAAAACUGUGUGUUGACCUUGACUACAAUACGGAAAUUAUUCACUUCUCGUGAAUUUAUUAUACUGACCGGAGCAAAUGCUUUGAGUGGUUGCACGUUAGUAUAUGCUAAAGCAAUUACUCCAUCUCUGAUUUUAAACACGUUUCCAAUGACGAAAAAAUCAGAUAUAGGAUGGAUACGACUGGCGGGUACAUUUUUGACAAUUUGUGCUGGGAUAAUUGCGGGAUAUUGCGUAGAUAAAUUCAAGAAAUUCAAAGAAAUUUCAAAUUUAGCAAGCGUUGGCAUGAUUUCAAGUGCGGUUGCUAUAUACUUGGGACACAGUUUUAAAAGUUUUGCAACAUUGAUCGUAUUCUAUCCAAUGGCAUCUUCAUUUCGAGUUUGUUCUGCAAUCGUACUUAUUGAAUUUCUAUCCGAAGUGUCAUAUCCAUGCGACAAAGUUGUUCUUAUAUCGUCCUACAGUUUCAUAGAGGAAGUUUCAACGUUUGGAUUUUCUUGUGCUAUAAGAGCAACUGUAGAAAAGAGCGACGCAACGACAGCUAUUUUGUGGCCAAUUGGUGCAAGUCUUCUGCAGCUUUGCUUGGUAUCCAUUACGAAGCCAGAUUAUAAACGUAUGUCCGUUCAAGAAAUGAAAGUUAAUAAAAAUAUAUAUGACGAAAACAUUAAUCUACUUGAUAGCUUAGUCAAACAGUAAUCAAAAACUAAUUGAAGAGUGAAUAGUGCUGAUAGAAAAGUGUUAGCAAUUUGAAAUACCAGUUUUAGAAUCAAGGAAUGUUCUCUUGAUUGCUUGUCUAGAUCUAUGAGUUUGAACAAACUUUAUUUGAAAUUGUUUGUCGUUAAUUAAAGUAAGUUUCACAAUGAAAGAAAAUAUAAAAGUAA
Molecule: messenger RNA, 1603 nt
Organism: Styela clava
Lineage: Eukaryota; Metazoa; Chordata; Ascidiacea; Stolidobranchia; Styelidae
Product: putative MFS-type transporter C09D4.1
Cellular component (GO): membrane
Source: RefSeq, a predicted model, not a curated record